GUAAGUACAAUAGAUUUAUGUUUUAAUUUAGGGCAAAAAAACCGCAGAACUUAAUGAACAACCUAAUAUAUAAAGUAUCGCAAUCUCACAUUUUUCGCAUGCAUAAAACAAACUAUAUUCGAUUGCAUUGAUAAAAUAACCUAUCAAAUUAGUCCAAAGUUUACUACCGUCGAACGAACAUUUAUUACUAUGUUUCUCUUUUAAUAUUUUAAGUUUUAGUUUCAAGAGUACUUUUAGUUAUUAAGCGAAUAGUUCAUUGAUAGUUAAAUUAACAAAUGAUUCGUCUUAAAUGAGUGGAUAGGUUUGUCAAUGAGAUGUAAUAUGGCACGAAUAAAACAAGAAGAACGGAAAAGUGCUAGGAAAGGAUACAAACUCAGUGAGUAUUCCAAAGGUAAUAGUAUCUGGAAACUGUUAACUAUGCGCAAUUUUUUAGUGAUGAUGGAGAUUUCAGUUCAAUAUGAAUGAAAAAACAUUUCCAAUUUUAUAUUCUACCACAUUUUUUGAAGUCAUAAUUUUACUUCGAUAGAAUGAUUUUUAGGACAUUUUACUAAGCAUUCGUAUUUUAAGAACCUCGACAAAAGGCCUGCACCCUAUCCUUCCUUCUUUCGUCUUCCGUCUACCCUCUCACACAUGUCAGUUCUGCCAAGCGUUCUCACGAAUUAUCCGUCACCCUCUGAAAAUCCACGUUUAUCCACUUUCUCAUCCCUAUGUGAGAGAAAAUCUCGCUCUCGUGACAAUUGUCUGGGUCGUCCCGCCAGUUAUCUUAUGAUGGUGCAAUGAAAUCUUCCCUGUCAGUCAAGCGGUCUUACAUAGAUAAGAAAAGAAACGUUUGCGCUAGUAACGAACAGAGAAUAUUUGUUUUUAUCUCACGUCCGGAAAAACGUCGACUAAGACUUCCGUCCGGGGAAGAAAAGUUGCAUUGUCUCAUGCUAGAUAAUCGCGAGAAACGCGAAAUGAUGUAUAAUACUCCUAGUAAUACGAUGCUGUUACUAGCACCAUAUGAGAAGAAUUAUUAUUGCACUUUCUGUUACAAACAAGUAGCAGAAGCUAAUUACUUUUAGAAAGAAAACACGAUCUUAUAACUUUAGAAGAGAAGUAUUCCUUUCUUGGAGAGUAAAAAGUACAUUUUUGUGCCACUACCGAGAAAAACAUUUGUUAUUAUGUGUACAGUAUAUGUAUAAUAAAUCCAAAAAAGCUAUGUGUAAUUUUGUAAACUUCUAAAAAAUUAAGUAAAUAAAAAUACAUAAAAUUGAGUAAAUAAAAAAAUGUCCUUGAAGCAAUCUCGAGUAAUCUUUCAUUAAUAUUUAGUAUUUAUUUCUUAUUGUGGUAACUUGUUGUAACUUGUUAGAAUAAUUAAAAUAUAUACUAUAUUGUGUGUAUCAUAUAUAAUUUAUAGUGAUACUAGGACCUUUAUUCAGCAAAUCACAAAAAUUGUUACUUAUAUUAAGUUAAAAUCCUCAUAAUCGCAAAACAAAGUUGAUAUUCGUAAAUAUUGCAAAAUACAUAGUGCUAAUUUAUUAUUAUAUUCUCGUUUAUUUCUAACAAUAACCAUCGAACAACAAAAUCGAGCUUUGCAUAUUUGGAAAGUACGUUUUUCGACGAAUAUUUCUAUGCCAAUAAUUUGCGAGUAACAAAUUUAGUGUACUUUACUGUGUAUUGUACGAGAUCCAAAGAUAUGAAGAUAUAAUAAUUUUUCUAAAAGGGCGUAAUUUUUCAAAAAUGUUUUUCCGAUAACUUAGAGCAACAAAUUCUGAUAUACUUAUUUUUUUAAUUGAUGUAUUCUAUAUAUCGCUCAUUUGCUACAACAAUGACAUAUCUCAAAAAUCGGCCUUUUUGAGUUAUUACUAUAGGGGGAAGGAUUGUACAAUGUACUAUUUAGAGUUAAAACGACAAAACUUUAGUACCAAAACCUCACCGCUAGAGAGCAGUUAUGUCGCUAUUAUACCUUAACAUUAGUGAACAAUGUAAGUUGCAACACUGUCUUAUCUCAGUUGGUAUUUCGUCGCUGUAAUGACAACAUCAUCACAGUUGCAAAUAGAGUGACUUAUUUGGUGUUAUAACGCUAUUGCUGUAAAGGUAAGACUACUUGCUAUCUUCUUUUUUGUCAUCAGAAAUGUAUCAGUUUAACUUAUAACUGUAUUAAUGAAAUAAUCUACAUGGUUCACAUUAGUAUUAUUUCUAAAUAUGACGUUCUUGCAGCAAACAAUCCUCCUUGUAACUGUAGUAUUUCUUAUUAUGUCGUUAUUACAAAACACAUUGUGUCUAUUCUGAAUCAUCAAUUUGAAACUAUGAGUCCUUAUGACAGUCUUGCUGAACAUAUUUUUCCCACUUUCAUGAUUUAGUUUUCGUUAUUUACACUUAUGUCGGUUUUGUUACUAACCUAUCUUGUACCUAAAACCAAAUAUUGAAAUGUGACAAUAUUAUAAGUUUUCCCAUGUCAUUAAUACAGUUCAUUUUCAAUAUUACUUUUAUUUUAGCGUACUAUAAUUAUGUCCUGUCGUGGGAAAAUAAUGGUUGAAAUGGCUAUAGAAUUACUAUCAGAAAAGAAUGAAGUUCCUGUUGAAAACAAAUGUGUUGAAGAUAAAUCUGCGAAUGAACUUCCUCUUGACAAUGAACUUGUUGUCGAUAACGAACCUUCUACAAAUGCUACUUCUUUUGAUCAGUCUUUAGAAGAAUGCUGGAAUACAGCAGGUCCCAGCCAGUCUCGUAAUACUAUUGCAAGAUGUAGUCAGUCAAGUAGGAAUUCAAGUUCUAGUUCGUCUACUUGUUCUACUUGCAGUGGUUCGUCAUCCUCUGAAGAUUGUGACGAUAUAAUUAAUGACGAGACAUACGUACCACGAGAUAACAGUGACAGUGACAAAGAAAAUUCAAACGUUCAAAUUCAUGAUACUGAAACAACUACAGUUCCGCAGGAUAUCUCCAUUUUAACAAGUCCCCACAAAACAAGUAUCAAACGCAAAAAGAAUAUAGAAAAAUGGAAAAGAAAUUUAUUGAAGAACUACAGGAAUAGUGGAAAGGCCUACGAAUCGCACACAGAAAACAAAAAAAUGUGAAGUGAAAGGAAAAUGAGAUCUGCAUGUGGAGAAAAGUGCAAACUACAGUGUUCCACAAAAUUUACCGAAGAGGAAAGAAAGCAGCUAUUUUUUGCAUAUUGGAACUUAGGCGAUAUUGAAAAACAGAGAUUGUUUAUUACGAAUUCUAUGCAGGUUAUUCAGCCGAAAUAUCGCUACAUUCGUAUUGGAGGUACCAGAAGCCAACGACAAAAUAAUAAUGCCUUCUAUUUCCAUCAUAAUAAUCAGCAAGUUCGAGUAUGUAAAUUGUUCUUCAAGAAUACCUUAGACAUAAAUGACCGCCCGAUUCGUACAGUGUUGGACAAAAAAAAUAAGGUUGCGAAUGUUUUACUGGAAUCUGAUCAAAGAGGAAGACAUGGUAAAUAGAAGACUGUGGAUCCGAGUGUAAGGGAAGGAAUUAAACAGCAUAUUGAUUCUAUCCCAAAGAUAGAAAGUCACUACACACGCGCGAAUACAUCGAAACUCUUCAUUGAUGGAAGCAAAUCUAUUGCAGACAUUCACAAGGAUUAUGUGGCCAAGCGUAAAGAGAAAAAUGUACCAUUUGCUAACUGUGUCUUAUUUUAUAGAGUAUUCACAGAAGAAUAUAAUAUUUCCUUUUUCGUUCCAAAAAAAGAUUUGUGUGAUACCUGCACGACUUUUAAUAAUGCAGAAGACAAGAAAAAAGAGCACUUGAAAGAUAAUUAUGAUCGCCAUCUUGUUGAAAAGGAAUUAUCAAGAGCAGAGAAAAAAGCAGAUAAGGAAAAAUCUGAUGUAGUAGUGGCUGUUUACGAUCUACAGGCAGUCAUGCAAUUACCCAAAGGGAAUGUGUCGGUAUUCUACUAUAAGUCUCAGUUAAAUGUUUUUAACUUUACCAUAUAUGAUUUAAAAACCAAUACAUGCGAUUGCUUUGUAUGGGACGAGGCGAAUGGUCACCGUGGUGUAAAUGAGUUGGGUACGUGCAUAUUGCAAUAUUUGAGAAAGAUAUCUAUCUCAAAACAUGAUGUAGAAAUCAUCUUUUAUUCCGACAAUUGCGCUGGGCAGCAAAAAAAUAAGUUCAUGAUUGCUCUCUACUUAUAUGCCAUACGCUACCUGGGAAUAAAAUCAAUCACCCAUAAAUUUCUAAUCAAAGAACAUACACAGAAUGAAGGAGAUUCAGCUCAUUCGUUAAUAGAGAGGCAGGUAAAACGUCUUCUCAAAAGUGGGCCAAUGUAUACACCAGAAUCCUUUAUUUCCGCCAUUCGAUCUGCGAGAAAAACAGGACAGCCAUUUCAAGUCAACGAGCUCUGCUAUGAGGAUUUCUAUGACAUAAAGACUCUGGCCAGUACAUAGGUCCCCUGAAUAUGACGGCAUUGAAAUUGUCCCAAGUGCAUGUUCUGAAAGUGAUACGAGAAUCACCAACAUCGAUUUUUUAUAAAUAUUCGUACAGUGAGGAUUUUAAGGAGGCAACCAUUAUCAAGAGGAAGAAGAAAGAUGAUGGUACCAGUAUUACAUUGAUCCCAGCAUUUUCUUCUAAGCCAGGACUCUCACAAAAGAAGAAAGAUCUUCUAGACUUACUUCAUAAAAACCACAUACCUAAAUAUUAUAAAGCUUUUUACGAAUAUUUGUGUUUGUAGACCCAAAAAAUGUAUAAAAACCAUACUGAAACUAUAAAA
Messenger RNA from Ooceraea biroi (clonal raider ant), 4702 nucleotides. RefSeq names its product pinin. Lineage: Eukaryota; Metazoa; Arthropoda; Insecta; Hymenoptera; Formicidae. The record is from RefSeq and is a predicted model, not a curated record.